Ectocarpus sp. CCAP 1310/34 is the source of this 417-nucleotide messenger RNA. The record is from the annotation of a GenBank genome assembly. Lineage: Eukaryota; Phaeophyceae; Ectocarpales; Ectocarpaceae.
AUGGCCCGACGUGCUCAGCAGCGGCAUGUCUUCGACGGAGUGAGCUGCUGCCGAGUUCUCCGCCUGGCGAUCACUUUGGCCUGGGGGUUCUGUUCAACUCGAAUUGCUUUUGGCCUGGACACUCCAUCAACGUCGUCACCGCCAGAAGCACCAACCAGGAUCGCUGUGGGGGAAGCCACAGGUGCAAUACAGGGGUGGACGUCGGUUGCACUAACCCCUCAAGGGGAAAGGGAGGAUUCAAAAGGAGGAGCGAAUUCUGGACCCAUUCUCAACGGUGACGUAAACCCAACAUUGGGGCAAGGUGUUGGGCGCCGAAAACUCCAGGCGAGCUAUUACUCCUUCUACAGUGCGCCUACUUCUUCGUGUGGUGGAGCUGCCACGAUAGGUGACGGCGUUUGUGACGCAGUACGAGUCUGA